Messenger RNA from Pichia kudriavzevii, 1659 nucleotides. RefSeq lists its product as uncharacterized. Bases 1 to 1659 code for a protein of 552 amino acids. Gene Ontology annotation, cellular component: membrane. Gene Ontology annotation, molecular function: zinc ion transmembrane transporter activity. NCBI's taxonomy places the organism in Eukaryota, Fungi, Ascomycota, Pichiomycetes, Pichiales, Pichiaceae. The transcript has a single exon. The record is from RefSeq and is a predicted model, not a curated record. Gene Ontology annotation, biological process: zinc ion transmembrane transport.
AUGGACCAAGGUUGGAUUCUUGUGUGGAUCACCUCCUGUAUAACUUUUUUGGGAUGUUGUGUCAUAUACACCGAUGUCCUAUACGCCUUUUUCUUCCCCAAGAGAGCUACACUCAAACCGUUCCAUAUCUCCAAGGACACCAACUUCCUUAUUUGCUCCUUGGCCCUCUCCUCAGGGUCACUUCUUUUCACCUCCUUAUCGAAACUUCUCCCCAAGGCUGGCUCCUAUUUGGGCUCCGUUCCUCGUUUGCAUGACAACUACAAGUUGCUCACCAGUGUCCAGUAUGGUUGCUACAUGUUGGGCAUCCUCAUUUGUUCACUCUUGAACCUUAUCAUCCAUUUGAUGACUAGUGAGAGUUUGGUGCAUUGUGCACAUGACGACGUCGAAGGCGCUGGUCAUAAUCAUGGCCAUGGCCAUGGCCAUGGCCAUAGCCAUGCUGCCGAAGAUCAUAACCACAGUCAUACUACCGAAGAUCAGAAUCAUAGCCAUCAUAGUGUACAUUCUCACACCCAUAACCAUUCACAUGGCCAUUCCGAUCCCCCCUAUGGAUCUACACCAUCGUCUCAUAAUCAAUCACCUCUAGAGGAACAUAAGCUAGUUGAAUCUCCUGAAUCGUUGGAUAUCAAUCACGUGGAAACAAAGUUACAUGACUAUCACCCUUCAAAUGCUCCAGCAAACCCACAAAGACCCCCAGUGGCCACCUUGCAUAAUGAGCUCGAUAAGAGGAAGACAAUGUCGUUGAUGGACUUGUCGUUGAAAAAACUAAAAGGUGAAACAAUGACGGGUGAAUGUUUUGGCGAUAUAAAAUGUUUUGAUGAUAUCUUGCUUUCCAACAAAUUACAUAAAACUCACAAUGGGUUACAUUUUUGCUCUAAACCAAGUGAGGAGAAUUUGCUAUUUUUCCCCGAUGAUCAUAACAAUAGGCACAUGAUCACCGACCGUAAUGAAUUUUACAAAAGAUACCCAACUCUUGAUAUUCAAUCCCCCUUGAUUUCAAAUUCUCAACCUAAUUACAGCUCUUUCCAAAAUUCAAACGAUGAAACCUUUUCUCAUAACAAGUUAAACAGUCAUCAUGAUAGUCAUGAUGUCCAUUUCCAUGAUAAUGACGAUCUGGAUGAUUCCAGUAUAAGUGAUGAUGAGGAGAUCCAUCAUCAUCACAUCAAGACCCCUCUCUCGAGACUAUUGUCCAUUGGUUUACAGACCAUUUUGGCUAUUUCGUUACACAAAUUCCCAGAAGGAUUCAUCAUGUAUGCCACCUCUAAGUCGAAUCCUGAACUAGGCAUGUCGAUUUUCUUGUCCAUGUUUAUACAUAACUUUGUUGAAGGCUUCACAAUGACUUUGCCCCUCUACAUUGCAUUGAACUCACGUUUAAAGGCACUCUUAAUCAGUGGUACUUUGGGAGGAUUGAGUCAGCCUGUUGGCGCAAUGAUUGGUUACUUUAUGUUUAGAGGAAGCCCACAGGGCGGCGGAGGUGGUGACGACAGCGAUGGUAUCAGUGUUUUGCUGAUUGCUGUAUUGUUGGCCAUCACAAGUGGCUUUCUAACGUUUAUUGCGCUACAAAUGUUUGCAAGUGCCAUUGGUUUUGGUGGUGGUCAAGAAAAAGUAAUGAAGUGGUGUUUUGUUGGUAUUACUUUGAUUUGCUUAAGUGAUCUCAUUUGA